This is a messenger RNA of Suillus fuscotomentosus, 2094 nucleotides long. Its product is annotated as P-loop containing nucleoside triphosphate hydrolase protein. Bases 1 to 2094 code for a protein of 697 amino acids. Gene Ontology annotation, molecular function: ATP hydrolysis activity; ATPase-coupled lipid transmembrane transporter activity; ATP binding. The record is from RefSeq and is a predicted model, not a curated record. The transcript has 13 exons. NCBI's taxonomy places the organism in Eukaryota, Fungi, Basidiomycota, Agaricomycetes, Boletales, Suillaceae. Gene Ontology annotation, biological process: transmembrane transport.
AUGAAUGCACACGCAGGAGAAUUCGACCACAAGGACACUCGUCGUUUCAAGCAUACCCGCAUCGGUAUAUGGGAUCUCUACGAGGAACGCCAAACACUGGCAUGCAAACGAAUCUCAUCGAUAUUGCAGACAUAUACCCCGAUAAUCUACAGUGUUCCACUUCUAGUUCGCAUGCUCAAGGAUGUACUCAGCAUCAAACGAUGCUCCAUCCUUCUCCCCGCAUACUUUGUAGUAGAAGUUUUAGCUUCCCUCAUACCCGCUGUUUCUCUGUGGUACUCUGGACAAUUACUCCGCCUUGUAGAGGGCGUAAUGGAGGCACGUACUGUGGACACAACGGUGCUCGUGCAUUUUGCGGCAGCACAUGUCAUAUGCGCGGUUGCUAUGCGCUUUCUCAAAUACUCCCGAGACUGCAUGAUGCCUCGUCUGAGCUUGUACAUCAAACAAUUCUACAAUGAACGCAUGCUUCUCUCAGCUGUCCGCCUCGACCUGCCCGCAUUUCAAACUCUUUAUCAGCUCCUCGCACGCAUCGCAAUCAUACUUCUUCGUCUGCUCUCUUGCCUUUUGGUUCUGAGUACAGUCAUGUGGGAACAACAGGAUGGUCUACUUCUCGUGGUUCUCAGUUUUUUGCAAUACUUAUUGCCCUGGGACAGCACGGGAAAAGCAGUGGUCGGAUCCUUAGCCAGAUACGUAGUUUGGGCCGCGACAACGACCAACGAGAAUUUUAUUUGCAUGCAAGGUCUGAAGGAACUCAUUACUGACCCCUCACACCGUCGAGAGUUUGUCGCAGGCAACUUCAGCGAACACAUUAGUGCACGAUUUCGCGAAGCAUCUCAGCGCAUCGGUCACGAUGCGGUUGAAUUCCCAGAGCUGAACCGAUUUCGUUCUUUCAAGGACUGUCUGAGUAUCACGUUCAUCAUCCGAGAAAUAAUGCAUGUGUUACCUCAGAUUGUCUUCGCCUUGCGCGUAGUGAAAAAUCCAAUGACCACUCCCCUCUCCUUGGCAUCACUCAUAUUGAUCAAGCAAGUCUUUGAUCCAUUCAGCAGCACAGAUUUCUCGACAUCUAGCAUGUUAGCCGGUCUUGCGACUCAAUUGUCCAUAACACGCAAGGUGUAUAAUAUGGAGAACAUACGGAAUAAGGUUGUGGAUGGCACGGAACCGUUCCCCGAGAACCAACAGUCUCUCGCAAAUGGCAUUUGUAUUGAGUUUAGGAAUGUUUCAUUCCAGUACCCUGGUCGAGACAGGUGUGCUCUGCGGAAUGUAUCAUUCAAGAUCGAGGCUGGUCAGCUAUGCGUCGUUGUUGGCGUGAACGGCUCUGGAAAGAGUACGAUCUUGAACCUGAUCUCCCGCAUCUACGACCCAACGGAGGGCACCAUCCUUAUCGACGACCGUGACAUCAAAACCUUGAAACUUGCUGACCUCCGUGCUGCUAUGUCCAUCCUCUUCCAAGACUAUUCGCAAUUCCCCCUCUCCAUGCGCGAGAAUAUUGGGCUUGGCAACCCCGCCCUUGCACGUGAGGAUGACAAGGUUCACGAAGCCGCCCGUCUCGGCGACGCAGAAGACUUCAUCGAUGAGCUCCCUCGUGGAUUUGAUACCUAUCUCGACUGCCUCGUGUAUAAUUACCAUGGAGACCUUCCUGAAGGUACUACGACGCUUUUCGGGCAUCCCGUUGACUCCUCGCCACGGAAUGUCGUUGGCGGUGUUCAUACCACCGGAGCUCCAGGCAUUCAAAUCAGCCGCGGGCAGGCCCAGCGCCUUGCAAUUCUCGAUAUGGACUAUUCAAAUAGCUCCCGCACAUUCAUGCGCUCGUUGGUCUCUGAAACUGAGUCUUCUGCUGGCAUGCUGUUAUUCGACGAGCCGAGUGCCUCUCUGGAUCCUACGGCCGAACAUGGUCUCUUCGAGCGUCUACGGAAGUUGAGGGGUAACAAGACCAUGAUAUUUUCCACUCACCGGUUUGGAAAUCUCACCCGAUAUGCGAACCUCAUUUUGUACAUCGACGAAACUGUCCAGGAAAAAGGAACGCAUGAUGAACUCAUGAAGAAAGGGGGAGAGUAUGCUCGUAUUUGGAACCUUCAAGCGAAAUCUUUCAUUCAAUAA